Molecule: messenger RNA, 1347 nt
Organism: Seminavis robusta
Lineage: Eukaryota; Bacillariophyta; Bacillariophyceae; Naviculales; Naviculaceae
Source: the annotation of a GenBank genome assembly
AUGAGCACUGUUUUGCAGGACAGGGAUCUCUCCCUCUGGGCUUUCUUUGUUGGUUUACUUGCCGUCUUGCUAGGUGGCGCUACCAUGCUUCUUUGGAAAGGAAAUGAUGAAGAGGCAGUCCUCGGUAAUAUCGACCCAGAAAGGGUCGAGGAAUUAGAAAAUUUACCAAAUGAGUGCCACACGGUCCAUUUGAUUGUGUUGGUUCCCGGGCUUUUGGCUCCUCCGACUAGCAUGGAAAAGACACGUCUAGUUCUUGUGAAGCUUGCUCAGGAAGAAAACAAAAAAGAUGCUACUGGCAGAGUUGUCGUUCACAGGUCCACCUUUAACCUCGAGAAAAAGUCUAUGGACGGCAUUUUGCUGUGUGGCGAACGAUUGGCUACAGAAGUCAAUCUGUUGCUGGGUCACAUCGCCGCCAACAAGGGAACUCGCGAGACGAGGACUGUGAGCUUGUCAAUAAUUGGCAACAGUUUGGGGGGUGUCGUUGCCAGGGCGGCAUUGCCGCAUAUCCAGUGGUCCUGGCCACUCCAAGACACCAAAAAUUCCUCCAUGGUCACUGUGGUACCCAAAAUAUUUUGUACCACCAAUACGCCUCAUCUUGGUUUCAAAGAUGCCAUGCACAUGGAACUGCCAAAACCUGUUCUCUACAUACUGGAACGCUUCCUCGUCGCGAUCUUGGGACAAACCGGGAAGGACUUGAUGCGACACAAAACGAAUAAGGUCAUUGAAACUCUUGCUUCGGAGGACAAAUACUUGCAACCUCUGGGAAAGUUUCAAAAGCGCAUUGCUUAUGCCAAUUCGUUCCGAACCGACUUUCGAGUUGCCACGGGCACAGCUGCUUUCAUUGCUCCCGAUUCCGAUUCUCCGCAUCAAACAAUACCGUCAUUCACAGACAAUUUUCCAUUCGCCGUUCACGCCCUGUCGACGGUGCCAAGGCAAACAAGGUCCGAGAAACAACAACCACAACCGCGAUCAGCUAGUAGUAGCAGGUCCAAGAAGGAUCAAUGGAUGCGACAUCAUUGCGAGCAGCUGGAUGCGCUCGGUUGGACAAAGGUGUUUUGUGACAUUCGCUCCGAACUUCCUUCCAUCCAGCUACCACCACUGUGUUGCAAAGGAAGAUCGUCACUAUCGUCCGAAACCUCGACACAUUCCUCCUGGACUGCGGCACAGUUGUGCCAGAAAUAUGCACGAUCUGAUCCAGUCACACCUUGCACGUGGUAUGCUCCCAUGGCUCACGAAGUGCUUGUGGCCAACUCGGAAAAGGCUGGAAGUGGGGGUCGGGUUGCCGAGAAAGGACUGCCGUUCGUAGAGGAAUAUGCUACUCGCUUCUUGCAGGAUUGCAUUGCGUAA